Molecule: messenger RNA, 3024 nt
Organism: Peniophora sp. CBMAI 1063
Lineage: Eukaryota; Fungi; Basidiomycota; Agaricomycetes; Russulales; Peniophoraceae
Source: the annotation of a GenBank genome assembly
AUGUCUUUGGAUGGUCUGCUACAAUUCCACCGGUCCAUCCUGGACGCGAUUAUCGACCCGAAGACCAGCGACUUCCUCCUGCUCGCUCGCGGCCUUGGUCUACGCAAGAUUGUAUGCACUCUGAUGCAGAUAUACGAAUCUCCGAAAAGCCUGGUUCUACUUGUUGGAGCAUCACCAGAAGAAGAAGAUGCAAUAGGGGAGGAACUGAGUAUCAUGGGUUGUAGGAAACCCGGUCUUCGCAAGGUUGACUACGAGAUGUCGAAGAAGGACAGGACAGAACUCUAUAAAAAUGGCGGACUGAUAUCUGUUACUUCUCGUAUUCUGAUCGUUGACAUGUUGCAAUCGGACAUGCCCACCGAGCUCAUUACCGGUAUACUAGUCCUUCAUGGUGAAAGGGUGACAGAAACCUCAAUGGAAGCCUUUGUCGUUCGACUUUACCGCGAGAAAAACACGAAUGGUUUUCUGAAGGCGUUCUCUGACCAGCCUGAGUACAUAACUUCCGGCAUCUCGCCCCUGAAGAAAGUUCUCAAAGAGCUGCAAGUUCGGAAUGUGCACAUAUAUCCCCGUUUCCAUGAAGAGGUCAAAGACUCCUUGGAGCGAAAGCGCGCCGACGUUGUCGAGCUAUACCAACCUAUGACUGAAUCUAUGAGAGAUAUACACGCCGCGAUCGUGGAUUGUAUGGUUGCGACCCUCUCGGAGCUCAAACGAGCAAAUACACAGCUAGACCUGGACGAUCUAAACGUCGAAAACGCCUAUUUCCGGUCUUUCGAUGCAAUUGUGCGCCGCCAACUGGAUCCGGUAUGGCACAAAGUGGGACCUAGGACUAAGCAGUUGGUCGGAGACUUGGGAACGCUUCGACGUUUGUUGAUUUACUUGCUUUCUUACGACGCGCUCUCAUUCCAUGAGUACCUCGAGACCAUCGUACUAUCGAAUACAGUCAAUGAAGCCGGUCGCACCAAACAACAUCAGUCCCCUUGGCUUCUGACAGAUGCUUCGCACAUCAUCUUCACAACCGCCAAGCGGCGCUGCUAUGAGAUGAUGGCCAGACCAGUGCGGUCAGAGACCGUCAAUCAAGCGGACGACGAAGACGCGUGGGAUGCCUUAGACGAAGUAUCCGGCUCAACCCAGCCCAACGCUAAGUCCGCCCCCGCAACCCAGAAGUCCGAUCGACCAAGACCAACAUGGAUGCCGGACAAUAUCGAGCCUGUUCUCGAGGAGUUGCCGAAAUGGUGUCUUCUCGCAGAGACCCUGAAAGACAUAGAGGAUGAGAUUAUGCGCGAAGAGUCCAUGAGCCGAUCUGGCAAAGGGAACAACGUUGUACUCGUCAUGACAUCUUCUCUUCGUACAGCUACGCUUCUCAACGAGUUCUUGUCCAAGAUGGACCCGGAAGCGCAGCCUGGUCAACAGGGUCGAAAGAUGAUGCAGGAUAAGCUCGGCCUAUACCUAUGGUGGAAAACACGGCUGUCCAAAGGCCCUCAAACAGGUCAAACAGGGAAAACGUCCUUGUUUAUCCCUGAUACGCUUCGCACCGCCAAGACAACCGUGCAGAAUGAGGACGAUGGUCUGAAUGAGGCGCUCAAGAAGAAGGACCGUGAUCGGCGCGACAAGGCUGCGAGUAGACGGCGCGUGCGCGGCGGCGGCCCGUCCCAGGCGGAUACUGGUAGAGUCAAAGGCAAAGCGGUAGAUGGCGGCAUGUCUCUUGGGGAGGAAGCCAUGCGCGACGAGGCGGACAGCAUCGCGCAAUACUUUGCGAAGCAGGACGGCGCCUCCUUAUCAGCCUCAUUAGGGCUAGAUGCCUCAGCUAACGAUGAGGAGCUAGCAAUCGCCCUAUCUAUGUCGUCCGUCGACGACGAGUCCGCCUUCCUCAAUGACCUCGACCAAUUCUACGGUCUUGUGCCACCCCAGAUGACCGUGCUUAUCCGCGCGUACUCUGAUGAUAGCGACGACAGACUACUUUCUGAGCUUCAGCCUCGCUUCGUCAUUAUGUACGAACCCAGCCACGAAUUUAUUCGACGUAUCGAGGUCUACAAGAGUUCGCAUCCAGGAUUUGGUGUCCGCGUUUACUUCAUGCUCUACCAGUCGAGCUGUGAAGAGCACAAAUAUCUGGCUGGACUUCGCAAGGAGAAGGACUCGUUCGAGAGUUUGAUCAGAGAACGAGGGUCUAUGCUCAUACCUAUCUACGAAGAUCGGAUAGCAUCAGGUGGUGGAUCGGGAGACGCCCUAAUCAAGACAAUCAGCACUCGUGUCGCUGGCGGUAGAAAGGAGGUGUCGACAGAACCAUCUCGCGUCAUCGUUGACAUGCGAGAGUUCAGGUCCACCCUGCCCUCAUUAUUGCAUGCGUCGAAGUUGCUUGUCAUUCCGGCGACGCUGACUGUCGGCGACUACAUCUUGACGCCGGAUAUCGCAGUGGAGCGCAAGAGCAUACCCGACCUGAUACAGAGCUUCAAUAGCGGGCGACUAUAUUCGCAAUGCGAGCUGAUGUCCGUACACUACAAGCAGCCCAUCCUCCUCGUAGAGUUUGAGGAACACAAGUCGUUCUCUCUCGAAAUCGUACAGGAUAUGAAAUCCUACGCCAAACCCACAGGGAAGUACCCUGCAAAGAAGCCCGGUGCGCCUGGAGAAGGCAGCGAGUCGUCAGGGCCGCCGACAAUUCAACAGAAGCUCGUCCUAUUGACAUUAUCAUUCCCGCGCGUCCGUAUCAUCUGGUCCUCCUCUCCCUACGCCACCGCGGGCAUCUUCAACGACUUGAAAUCGAAUCAAUUCGAGCCCGACUAUAAGGCUGCCGUAGCCAUCGGUGCAGAGGAGGAUCCUGAUGCGGGCGCGGGUGUGAACAGCGCCGCAGAAGAGGUCCUGCGCACGAUUCCUGGAAUCACCGCGAAGAACGCCAAACAUGUCAUGAGCCGUGUGCCUAGUAUUCGCGCGUUGUGCGAACUCUCUUUGAGGGAGGUGCAGGACAUCCUUGGAAGUGAGCCUGGCAAGUUAUGCUGGGAGUUUUUGCACUGGGGUGAACGGCCGAAGAAAUGA